UGGUUCUGGUAUAAUAUUAUCUCAUCUGCAGAGACAGUGGGUUGAUUCUCUGUCUCUUGUCAUACACUUGCUGGAUAAGCGCCGCUAGUCACUGUCGGACCUAACAAAAAUCAGCCGACCAAAACCGCUCGCGUAGAGGCGCUGCGGCUGCAUGGAGGCUUCGACGAUGUGACCAGCAGCUGCAUGAACGGAUAUUUUGCGGCGGGCGCAAAUACAAUGGGUGGCCGGGAACUAAAAGAUGUUGCUUUGUUGGAACUCCCAUUAACAGUCGACGAGUCCGGGGCCGCGCGCGCGAACGCGUUCCAGAUGUUUGGGGGUCAGUUCAUUAGUGCUUCCGGCAGACAGUCUGGGUGCAUGAUAGACCAAGUCAGGGGCGUCAUGGGUUUAAAGUUGGCAGGGGAGGCAGCGUUGCGGAUGGAUUUGGUCGCAGAUCGUGCAUCUUCGCACCCAAUCCUGGGCGAAGCAGCUCUCAUGUCUCGACCGCGGCUGAUUGUCUCACUGCGAGUACGUAAAGAUUCGAAGUGCAUCGUAGAUGGCGCAGUAAUUGGCCAGGUGAGGCAACGGGGCCACUUCUGGAAAGCGAUAGCCGACUACCACACGUCUGAGCUAGCGGAGCGGGAGUGGGGAGUGCCAUACAUAAAGCUACUUCCUCCUAAUUUUCGUUUCGUAAUACGGAUUGCAGAGAACCUAGCGCAGGCAACGACCGCUGGUACCCAGUCAAGCGCCACAACAACUGGCGAGGAACCGAGCAAUGGCCAGCCGCCGCGUGGGACUUUUCGUGCCCCCAGAGUCGCGCUGGGGGCCCCGCGUGAGGAUCUUUUCCGUGGAUCCUGA
This is a messenger RNA of Aureococcus anophagefferens, 834 nucleotides long. RefSeq lists its product as hypothetical. The record is from RefSeq and is a predicted model, not a curated record. Bases 184 to 834 code for a protein of 216 amino acids. The transcript is spliced from 3 exons. NCBI's taxonomy places the organism in Eukaryota, Pelagophyceae, Pelagomonadales, Pelagomonadaceae.